This is a messenger RNA of Lodderomyces margitis, 1542 nucleotides long. It is a transcript of the gene GLE1, whose product is annotated as nucleoporin. The transcript has a single exon. The record is from RefSeq and is a predicted model, not a curated record. NCBI's taxonomy places the organism in Eukaryota, Fungi, Ascomycota, Pichiomycetes, Serinales, Debaryomycetaceae. Bases 1 to 1542 code for a protein of 513 amino acids. Gene Ontology annotation, cellular component: nuclear pore cytoplasmic filaments; nuclear pore; cytoplasm. Gene Ontology annotation, molecular function: phospholipid binding; translation initiation factor binding; inositol hexakisphosphate binding. Gene Ontology annotation, biological process: regulation of translational termination; poly(A)+ mRNA export from nucleus; regulation of translational initiation.
AUGAGAUUUUCAUUGCCUGAUGAGUUGGAUUACCCAGAUUUGUCUAGCUCGACACAAGUUUUAGCUAAAUAUCCAGUGCGUGAUGCCACAAUUGAACCUAUUGUACCAAGACCUGCCAAACCGCCUAGUCGAGAUGAUGUGAAUGAGAUGUAUAAGCUCAUAACGGAGAAAACCAACGAAUGGAUGAAACAGAAAGCUCGUGAAAUCUCAAGGCAACAAACUCAUAGUACAGCCUCGAUCGAGCGCAUACAAGAUCAAUAUGAAUCGAGCAUUCAAGCAUUAAGCGAAAACUUUGACCAACUACUACAGCUUCAAAGCCAACAGGUAGAGAAGGUCAUCGAGGACGAGAAAACUAGGGUUAGGUUGGCAGAGGAGGCAGAAAAGCAAAGACUAGAGGAAGAGGCAAGAAGGAGGCGGUUGGAGCAAGAACGCUUACAAAGAGAAGAAGAAGAACGCCGACGAAAAGAAGAGGCACGUCGGAAAGCAGAGCAGGAGAGAAUAGAAGCCGAACGUAAACAAAGAGAAAUGGAAGAGAAGAGAGAGAAAGAAGAACAACUCAAGCGCGAAGAGGCUGCUCGUUUGAAAGCCGAGCAAGUUGAGAAAGAUCGAAAAGAAGCAGAAGCAGAAAAGCAGCGAACUGAGCAACUCAAGCAGGAGCAAGAACAAGCAACGACCAACUUUAAAUCAAUAGAGAAGCAGUUCCUAAAGUAUAAACAAGACAUACAAGAUAUCAAAAUGCAAAUUGUUGCUCCGUUGGAUGCUAAUAGAGACUUGAAAAAACAAGUCAAUCAAUAUAAACGUAAAAUCAACCCCAAAUUUGGCCAAUUAUCUAACUCAAUGUCACAUACUAAUACCGUGAGCAUGGAAGUAUACAAUCUUGUUCUUCCAACGCAAUCAAAUCAACUCGUAUAUAAAUGGAUCCUCAACUUCAUUGCAAAAGCGAUUAUCGAUCAAGCCGAAACUGAAGUUAUUGUACGGCCAUUUGCUGCAAGACCUUUAGCAGCCUUGGCUUAUUUUUUACUUGAAAAGUUUCCCGAAUUUGAAUACUUUCUCACGGCAAGAUUCAUCAAGAAAUGUCCUUAUAUACUUGGCUACACGUGCAACAUUGAUUCCGAAGAAGGUAGGAAAAGAAUGGGAUGGAAGCGUAAUCAGGAUAACAAAUGGGAAGAUGAUGUCAAGUACGAUGAACGUGUAGGUGGGAUAUGUACCGUUUGGUCGGUCAUGACUCAUCACUCAAAUGCCCAAAUUGGUAUAUAUUCACAUACAUCGUCGUGGCAGUUUGUGGCAAGGACCUUGAAUACCGAUUUGAAUUUGAUUAGAAAUACUCAUUUUGAAUUAUUGGCCAAUUGGUGGGAAGCAACUGGUGGUGAAUUUGCAAAUGUAUAUGGUAAUCAAAGCAAGAAGCUAAUGUAUGCCAUGGUCGGUGCAUUUGUUGACGCUGUUGCUAGUAGGAGAUUCCCUGCUGCUGCAAGGUUGAGGCUCUUGGGUGAAGAGUGGAAUAACAAGGGUAUGAUACAAGGAUUAAAACAAAUGGAAAGGUAG